Messenger RNA from Botrytis cinerea B05.10, 1753 nucleotides. RefSeq names its product Bcpfa4 (gene Bcpfa4). NCBI's taxonomy places the organism in Eukaryota, Fungi, Ascomycota, Leotiomycetes, Helotiales, Sclerotiniaceae. The record is from RefSeq and is a predicted model, not a curated record. Gene Ontology annotation, biological process: protein targeting to membrane; peptidyl-L-cysteine S-palmitoylation. The coding region runs from base 253 to 1620 and encodes 455 amino acids. Gene Ontology annotation, molecular function: protein-cysteine S-palmitoyltransferase activity. Gene Ontology annotation, cellular component: endoplasmic reticulum; endoplasmic reticulum membrane; Golgi apparatus. The transcript has 2 exons.
GAAAAGUCCGUUCCAUCCUGGCGUCAUUCUCGGGUUGAGUGGAGUCCGAGCUUGAUUUGCUGCGAGGCUGUAAGGCUACAUACAUACUCGUACAUACAUUGUCAUCAACAUUAUUAAUCUCGUAUGUGUAGAAUUUAGGGGUCUCCGAUAUUGAAGUUAAGCUUCGCGGUUUAACACCCAUAUCCAUAUCCAUAUCCAUAUCCAUAUCCAUCAAAACCAGCAAAUCAGUUAAUGUAACCACCACAUUUCACCAUGACGCAAACGCGUCUUUUCCCUCUAUCCAAAUGUCGAAUCAACAAGAUAGCCGAUCUCGCACAACCGUUUUGUUAUUUUCACAUGAUCUUCCUCGUCUACGGAUCCCAGAUCGUGUUCCAUUAUCUCGAGCCCGGGUCUCUGGGUACUCAGGAGUCGGUGGUAUUCAAUGCAAGUGCGUGGGCUAUGAUAUGGUGUUACUGGAAGACUUGUUCUGUCGAUCCGGGGGAAAAGGGAUGGGUCAAUAAAGUUGCGAGUGAGAUUGAGAAGGAAGAAGAGAGGGAUGAGAAGGAUGUUGGCGAAAGUCAAGGCUUAGAAAAAAUUGAGUGGGAAAAUGUGAGAUGGUGUAAGAAAUGUGACGCGGUGAAGCCGGCUAGAGCACAUCAUUGUAAACAAUGUAAACGCUGCAUACCCAAAAUGGACCACCACUGUCCCUGGACCAACAACUGCGUCUCCCACACCACCUUUCCCCAUUUCAUCCGCUUCCUCUUCUACGCCGUACUUUCCCUCCUCAUCCUCGCCUACUUCCUCUGCAUCCGCAUCAGCUACAUCAUUUCCGAAAGUUCCCUGCCCUCCUAUCUCGGACCCUCAACCACCUCCAUCACCCUUCUCUUCAUAAUUAGCUGUUCUGCCGGGCUCUCCCUCUUCGCCAUGUCCCUCCUCUUUCUGCGCACCGCCUACUCCCUCGCAACAAACAUUUACAUGAUCGAAGCCUGGGAAAUCGAACGCCACGACGCGGUUAUCGAGCGUUCGCAAACCAAAAAUAUGCGCGGUUACGUCUAUGCGAAUGGCGGACGCAGAGUCCGGGUGCAGAAAGUGGAAUUCCCCUUCGAUAUAGGUAUUUGGGAGAAUAUUGUGCAGGCGAUGGGGAGUGCGAAUAUACCGAUGUGGUUUCUCCCACUUGCGGGGGGUCCAGGGGUAGAGAGUGCGGGGACGUGGGAGGAAAAUGGUUUUAAUGAUAGGGUUGGUAUGUGGCCGCCUCCAGAUCCGGAUAAGUUAGGAAGGAGAGCAGGAUGUAGCGGUGUGGAAACGAUUCCGAUGGAAGAGAAAGUCUAUGGAAGUGUAGAGGAAGAACGAGAUGCAUUUCGACAGCGUCAAGAAGCGGAUUUGAAACGCUGGAAGAAAGAUGAUACAGGACAUGGAUACUAUGAAGAAGACGACGCGGAGGAGGAGAACGAAGACGAAAGCGAAGAAAACGUAAGCGAAUAUGAAGAGGGACUCGACGGAGAAGAAGGCUGGACCAAUUCAGAAGGCGAUAGAUUGAGAGAUUAUGGGGUAGAUGAAGAAGCGGAUAUUGUGGAUGAAGACGAUAUACCGUUGGGAGAAUUGAUACGACGACGUAAAGCGAGGAAUUUUGAAUCAGCGUGAGGGUAUCGGUUAGAAUGGAAUAGGAUGAAAUCAAUCAAUUAAAACAAAUCAAAUCAAAACAAAACAAAAUAGAAUAAAUCAAAAUAGAAUAGACUAAAAGAGUACUUGUGAAAUCUAACAUUUCUCUCUCUCA